Messenger RNA from Spirometra erinaceieuropaei, 1328 nucleotides. Lineage: Eukaryota; Metazoa; Platyhelminthes; Cestoda; Diphyllobothriidea; Diphyllobothriidae. The record is from the annotation of a GenBank genome assembly.
AUGAAAGUAAAUCAGACAUUAUGGCUUUCGCAGAAGCGUGGAUGCCUGAAGAUAUUGCAGAUUCGGAGAUAUCACUUAGAGGAUGUCAGCAAUUCAGGAGAAAUAGACCAAACCGAGGAGGAGGAGGAGGAGGAGGAGGAGGAGGAGGAGGAGGAGGAGUCAUUAUUUAGGUCACUUGCAGACUGACCUCAAUGGUUGAGGAACAUAGUUGGGUGCGAGAUUUUGAACUGUUAAGCAUCACCAUAUCUGCUAAGUAUGGCCAACCAACAAUGCAUUUGGUGGCGUACCGCUCGCCUAACCAGACUUCUGACCAAGAUUUUACUCUCAUUACCGAAUUGUAUAAAGCCAGUGAGAAGAAAGUUGUGCUCAACGUUGGGGAUUUUAACACUCCUGGCACUGAUUGGCAAACAAGGACGGCACAACGGCCGCAAAACAACUUUAAUCACAAGCUACUACAAUAGGCAACGGAAAAACUUCUCCGCCAGAACGUUACCGUCGCAACGCUGGCUAGGGCAGGGCAACAGUCGAACUGUCUUGAUCUUAUUUUAUCCGAGAGGAGGAAAAUGUGUUAGGCUUUCAUGGCCGACCGCCAUUAGGGUUAAGCGACCACAUUACGUUGUUCUGCGAGAAUUGGCUGUUUUUCGAACCUAUUCUGUCUGAUAAGUGGAAAAGAGACGUUUUGAAGGCGGACUAUUCACUCGUGAGCAGAGAAGUGUCGGAGGUUUUCACGGGAGACAGAACUGCAUGGCGGGCCAAACGAAAACUGGAGGACUUUCAGUCCCUUACUAAAAGGGAUUGUCUAUCUCAACUGUCCUCCCAGAAGAAAGGCAAUCGCGAACCGCCCAAAGUGGAUAAACUCGAACUUCCAGGUCUCUUUCCAAAAAGAAAUCGCCUUUGGUGGCGUUACAAACUAACCGAUUCCCAAGAUCAUUUACCCGAAUGCAAGCAGCAGCGCAAAAUUUGUAAAAACGAGGCUCCCAGGCUGCGAAGGGAAUUCGAACUGUGCAUACUGCAAAAUUCGUUGGAACACCCGAAAACUCUAUAUGGCUGCAUAAGGAGUACUAAAAGAGUUCAGAAACUGAUCCCUGCCUCUAGGUUUGUAGAGGCAAAACUGGGGAUCGACGACCAGGUUAAAACAUCCCUCCUUUCUAAUUUCUUUCAGUCCCGAGAGCCUGAUUCUUUACUUGUCCCUUCACACGUUCGCCCACCAACGUCUCCCCCUUCUUCUACUUCCCCUUUCCCUCUCCAUUCCCUUCUCAGUCGAGGAACCGCACUUUUUAUCGGCUAUGGUGAGGGUCGAAUCACCUCGACCGAAGACUGCCAGAUAG